Messenger RNA from Trifolium pratense (red clover), 3338 nucleotides. Its product is annotated as ubiquitin carboxyl-terminal hydrolase 8-like. The record is from RefSeq and is a predicted model, not a curated record. NCBI's taxonomy places the organism in Eukaryota, Viridiplantae, Streptophyta, Magnoliopsida, Fabales, Fabaceae. Gene Ontology annotation, biological process: protein deubiquitination. Gene Ontology annotation, molecular function: cysteine-type deubiquitinase activity. The transcript has 13 exons. The coding region runs from base 199 to 2766 and encodes 855 amino acids.
UCCCGAAAACGCACGAUAGUAUUGUAUGAGUAUAGCAGCAUAUUCUCCUCUCUCUGCAUUACAUUUCAUUUCACAGAAAAAAAAAUCUGUUGCUUCUUUCUUUCUCUCUUCAAAUCCUUCAUUCCCAUUUUCUCUCUCUCUUAAAUGUUGAAUUCAUAAUCUGCAUUUUUUUCCAACCGAAUUCAAAAUCUCUCUUCAAUGGAGUGUUCUUCCGAAGAUUCUUCAGAUAAUAACACUCAAGGACCAGACUCAAAUAACAAGGACCAACGAGUCUAUUUCGUUCCUAAAAGGUGGUGGAAGGAUGCUCAAGAUGCAAUGCCUGUUGAUUUGGAUAAGAAGAAGGGAAUUGUGUAUGCAUCUUCGCCGGGUUCAUCGUAUGGUCCGAUGAAGAUCAUUAAUAAUAUAUUCAAUUCAGAUCUUGUGUUUAAUCUUCAGAGGGAGGAAGAAUCACGGCAUGUUCUGGAGAAUGGUGAAGUGGGUGUAUCUGGACGGGAUUUUGCUUUGGUAUCCGGGGAUAUGUGGUUGCAGGCACUCAAGUGGCAUAGUGAUUCAAAAAAUGCAAUGAAAGAUGACAAAGGCUUUUCAACAACCGACAGUGAUAUUGGAGAUGUAUACCCAUUACAGCUCAGGCUUUCUGUUCAGAGGGAAACAAAGUCCUUUGAAGUGAGAAUAAGCAAAAAGGACAAUACAAUUGAGCUUUAUAAAAGAGCCUGCAAAAUGUUCAGCGUGGAUUCAGAGAUGUUACGCAUUUGGGACUUUUCAGGUCAUAUAACCUUGCUUUUUAAUGAUGACGAAAAUCAUGUGCCCAAAGACGGUCAAAGGCAAUCUGAUCAGGAGACUCUUCUGGAGUUGCAAGUUUACGGGUUGUCAGACUCAAUGAAAGGUAGGGAAGGGAAUUUUUCUGGCAGUGCUUCAAUGAAGAUGAACGGUGCGAGUUCUUUGAGCUUCUCUUUAGGCCAUGGUGAAGCUGGUUCCUUGGGAUUAACUGGAUUACAAAACCUAGGAAAUACAUGCUUCAUGAACAGUGCCCUUCAGUGCUUAACACAUACGCCAAAGCUUGUCGACUAUUUUCUGGAAGAUUAUGGCAGAGAAAUCAAUCCUGAUAACCCAUUGGGCAUGAAUGGUGAGAUAGCGUCCGCAUUUGGAGAUUUACUUAGGAAGUUAUGGGCUCCUGGUGCAAGUCCCGUGGCACCAAGGGUGUUCAAAUCAAAGCUUGCUAGAUUUGCUCCUCAGUUUAGUGGGUUUAAUCAGCAUGAUUCACAAGAGCUUCUUGCUUUUUUAUUGGAUGGACUUCAUGAAGAUUUGAAUCGUGUUAAAUGUAAGCCUUAUGUAGAAGCCAAGGACGGAGACGGUCGGCCAGAUGAAGAAGUUGCUGAUGAAUAUUGGCAUUAUCAUCUGGCUCGCAAUGAUUCAGUCAUUGUUGAUGUGUGUCAAGGCCAAUAUAAAUCCACAUUAGUUUGUCCUGUUUGUAGGAAGGUCUCUGUGACAUUUGAUCCAUUCAUGUACUUAUCAUUACCUCUACCUUCAACAACAAUGCGGACAAUGACUUUAACCGUUGUUAGUAACAAUAGUGAUGGAAUGUCUCAAUUAUCGCCACAUACAAUUACUGUUCCAAAACAUGGAAAAUUUGAAGAUCUUACACGUGCUCUUAGCAUUGCAUGCUCUUUGGGGCCUGAUGAGACCUUAUCAGUAGCUGAGGUAUACAACAACCGCAUCAUACGUUUCCUUGAAGAUCCAGCUGAUUCAUUAUCAUUGAUCAGAGAGGCUGACAAACUAGUUGCUUAUCGAUUUCCCAAAGAUAAUGCCCCUCUGGUCGUCCUUAUAAAUCAGCGGAUGGAGGAGCAAUACAUCUAUGGGAAAUUGGAUCCAAAGUGGAAGGCAUUUGGAAUUCCUAUUGUAGCUAGUCUUCGCAAUAUUGUAAAUGGAUCUGAUCUCCGCAAUUUGUAUCUAAAGUGGUUUCAUCCAUUACAAGAUUCGGUUGAAGAGGCCUUAGAAAAUUGUGUUGUGUCUGAGAGAACGGAAGAAGUUACCGAAAUUGAAGGGGUUACAGUUGCUGGGUCAGAUCCCAAUGUGAACGGGUUAGAUACGCCUUCAGAUGGAGAAAUGGAGUUUUACAUAACAGAUGAUAAGGGGACUGUCAAGAAUUCCAAAAUAUUAAUGAAUGACCCACUUGCAAUAAAUGGAGAGUUAAACCGACUGCAUGUGCUUGUAUGUUGGUCAGAAAAAGAGAUUAACAAAUAUGACACACAGCUUUGUAGUCCGUUGCCUGAGGUUUGCAAGUUUAGUUUUUCAGCAAAGAGACCCCAAGAAUCAGUUUCUCUGUAUAAGUGCCUUGAAGCAUUCUUGCAAGAAGAACCUCUUGGACCAGAAGACAUGUGGUAUUGUCCUGGCUGUAAAGAUCAUCGUCAAGCUAGUAAGAAGUUAGAUCUUUGGAGACUUCCUGAAAUUUUGGUUAUUCAUCUCAAGAGGUUUCAAUAUAGUCGAUUCAUGAAAAACAAGCUGGAGACAUAUGUUGACUUCCCUGUGGAUAAUCUUGAUCUGUCAGCUUAUAUUACCCAUGGGAAUCAGAAGUCUUAUCAUUACACACUUUAUGCUAUCAGUAACCAUUUUGGAAGCAUGGGGGGUGGUCAUUAUACUGCAUUUGUACAUCAUGGCGGUGAUCAAUGGUAUGACUUUGAUGAUAGCCGUGUUUAUCCCAUCAGCAAGGAGAAGAUAAAGUCUUCAGCUGCCUAUGUUCUUUUCUACAGAAGAGUUUUUGAAGAUUAACUUAACGAGGGAGUAGCAUAUAGUUCAAACAGCCAAUUGAAGCUAGAUACCAUUUAUUGACAUUGUUCCCAUCAUAGGUUUACAAGUGUACAGAGGGCAAACCCUGGUGCGAAGAUAAGAUUCCUUCCCUGUGACCUGGUCAUCAGAGGAUCUAGUUACAGAAAUAGUUUUUGCUCAUGCAGUUAAGAUCAUGUACAUGCAUCCGUCUUCAAACCUACAAUGGUGAGUGCACAGCGCACUGGAUUGCCCCCAUUUUUGAGUCUCCUUACAAGUAUACUUGACAAGUUAGCAUUCUUUUGUCAUUUAAAGUUUAGACUAGUUGGAGUUUCACCAGGGAAAUGGUAGUUUUAAAUCUUAGGACAGUAUACUAACAUAGUAAAAACUGAGGUGAGGGACAUACCUGUUGGGUUGAAGCAUAUUGUUUACAAAUGUUUCACCAUGUAAAGAGAAUUUCUGUUUUGAAGAGUUGGACCAGAUCCUGUCCAUUUAUAUUUCUUCAGUUAUAUUCUUUUUCCCAUUAUGUUCUUUAGCUUCUGUUAAACAAUUUUGAAUUCAUUGAUAGUUGGUUAAAA